This is a messenger RNA of Cydia splendana, 1748 nucleotides long. Its product is annotated as probable cytochrome P450 6a17. The transcript is spliced from 9 exons. Gene Ontology annotation, molecular function: iron ion binding; monooxygenase activity; heme binding. Bases 110 to 1705 code for a protein of 531 amino acids. NCBI's taxonomy places the organism in Eukaryota, Metazoa, Arthropoda, Insecta, Lepidoptera, Tortricidae. The record is from RefSeq and is a predicted model, not a curated record.
UUAAAACAGUAGCAAACAAUUUUUUGUUCAUUUGUGGAUCGCUUAAUAAGCUACGAAUACAAAAUGGAAAAAGAUUAUUUCCAGCUAAUGAAAUAGAAAAAAAGUCAAAAUGUUUGGUUUUAAACGUUCAUCUGUGCAGUUAUUAGUGAUUUUGUCCUGGUGUUUGCAAGAGUGGACGUUUAAUAAUGUGGUAUUAUGGUACAUAUUCGCGUGUGGGGUGUGGCUGUCUGGAUUAUUGUGUUUGUUGACAUAUGACCAUGACUAUUGGUCGGACAGAGGGGUGUUUUCACCCCCGGCUUGGCCUCUCGUCGGCCAUAUAUUAUCUGUGGUCCUAUUUAGGGAGCAGGGAGGAAUCUGCUUCCUUAAGAUCUAUAAUAAAUAUAGACAUCUCAGGUUUUUGGGCACCCACCAAUUUUUCCAACGAACCCUGGUUAUCCUGGACCCAGCCCUCAUCAGACGGGUGUGCGUGACCGACUUCUCGCACUUCGUAGAUCGUGGCUUCUUCUUCAAUGAGGAAGUGGAUCCCCUAGCGGGGUCUGUGCUGUUUCUACGAGGACAGGAAUGGCGCCGGCUGAGGGCCAAGAUAUCCCCUAUAUUCUCGCCAAACAAACUAAAAGGCAUGUUCCCAAUAAUAGAGAACACAGCUCAAGAGUUCAUCAAGCGCGUCACAACGCUGCACUUUAACUCCGUGAUAGACUCGGAGCGUCUCCUGGGCGGCUAUACGGCGGACGCCAUAGUGCCCUGCGCGUUCGGCGUCAAGAGUCAUGUCAUGGACGAUCCGAAGGACCCGUUUGCUGUGGCGCUACACGCCUUUUAUGAGAUGACGCCGUUCAAUCUGUUUGAGAAGACAAUGAGGCAGUUCUGGCCCGCGUUCUGCAUGUUCUUCAGAUUGAAGAUUAUCCCACAGAAGACGCACGACUUCUUCUACAACAUAGUCACCAGCGUGUUGAGGGACCGAGAGAAUGGCGUGCCGGAUAAGCGGGGUGACUUCAUAGACAUGAUGAUGGCUCUUCGAAACGAUGACAAAAACAACAACAGGGCGGAUAAGGACGAAGAUCACGUAGAAAUCACGGACAUGGUCAUAUCAGCCAACGCCUUCAUAAUAUUCCUCGGCGGGUUCGAAACCACUUCUGCGACCCUCGCCUUUCUGCUCCUGGAGCUGGCUGCCCAUCCAGACGUCCAGGACAAGCUGAGACAGGAGAUACUGCACGUGGUGGGAGAGGGGGAGAUGACGUAUGAUAUGCUGCAGGAACUGACGUAUAUGGAUAUGGUUAUACAAGAGACGCUGAGACUGUACCCGCCCUUCCCUAACAUCCAGCGGAUAUGUACCAGAGACUACGUCAUCCCAGAAACUGGGCACAUCAUCGAGAAGGGCACAGUGGUGCUGUUUCCUACUCUUGCCAUACAGAGAGAUGAACAGUUCUUCGACUCAGCCGGCUCAUUUAAUCCAGAGCGGUGGAGCGGCCCGGCGCCGCCGCCCGGCGUCUACAUGCCGUUUGGUGACGGACCUCGCGUCUGCAUAGGUAAACGAUUCGCGAUGAUCCAGAUGAAGUGCUGCAUCGCGCGCCUGCUGCGUGUCGUGCGCGUGGCGCCCGCGCCCCGCGCCCCGCCGCGCGCGCGCCCCUUCCGCCCCGACCCGCGCUCGCCGCUCGCGCUGCACCCCGGCGACUCCACGGUCACCAUCAGCCGCGUGGCAUCAUCAUAGCGCCGUUGAGCGUGGAUCGCGUGUCACUUGUGUGCCGCUGCUC